Paramecium pentaurelia is the source of this 460-nucleotide messenger RNA. NCBI's taxonomy places the organism in Eukaryota, Ciliophora, Oligohymenophorea, Peniculida, Parameciidae. The record is from the annotation of a GenBank genome assembly.
AUGUUAAAAUUUUAAAGAAUCUGUCUAAGAUAAUUUAGUUAAAAAAAAAUAUUAACUGAUGAAUAAAUAAAAGAAGGUCUUAGACCCAUUUUAAUGAAAGAAGGCUACUUUGAAGAUGAAUAAUACUUAUAUUACAUUGAUCGAGAUAGUAGAAUCAGAAAAGUACCUAGGGAGUACUAAAAGAGAGAGUAUAUAACAUAUAUAUAUAUUUUCUUAGUGGUGUUUAUAGAAUCAAAUUUCUUGAACCUAUAUAUAGAUGGUGGAUACGCAGAUCGCCAGAUACUUAAUUUGCAAUUAUUCCUUAUUUUUUAUCUGCUGUCUUCUUUUCAAUUAUCUAUAAUGGAGCAAAUUUCAUUAUUGAAAGAGAAGAUCAAAUUGCAGAAAAGGCAAAAGUAGAUCCAAAUUUCAAUAAAGAAAACCUUGAAAAAUGGAGAAAUGAAAAGCAAAAGGAAAAAUGAAA